AUGCUGCCCCUAAGCACCAGCAGCAGUGGGAGUAUUAACAAUAUUCCAGCACAUGGAAUUUCCGAGGUUGAUGAGAAAUCGUUCCAUAGCCAACUGGCAUACAUUAAUCAAUAUGCUCAGAGCUAUUACCUUCAGACACAAGGUCUGCUGCAUCCCAAUGAGAAACUCUUCCAUUCAGACAUCUAUGGAAAGCAGAUUGCCUCCCAAAGCUAUUUUCCAUCGCAAGAGAAACCUACUGAGAAACAAGCCACUGAGGAAGUGGUCGACAAGAAGCCAGAUAUAGCCCAACUGAACAAACCUUUGCUUCCCAACAUUCAAAAAUCUUCCGGUGGAGUUGAGAAGGCAUUCCAGUGCAACUUCUGCGCUAAACAGUUUGCCCGGCGAAACACUUUGCAGCUACACCAGCGGCUGCAUACUGGGGAGAAAUUGUUCCAUUGCAACUUCUGCGGCAAACAGUUUGUCCACCGUGAUAAGCUGCAGAUUCAUGAACGAAUUCACACGGGAGAAAAACCAUUUCAUUGUGAGUUCUGCCCCAAACAGUUCUCUCGUAAGGACAAGCUGAAAAUCCACCGAAGUUCACACACAGGAGAAAAACCCUUCCACUGUACUUUUUGCCCAAAGCAUUCUUUAAAAAAAAAAAAUAUACACUUCAACCAUCUUGAAUCCUGGCAAUUUCCUUCUUUCGUUUCCUUUCUUCUUCUUUUCGUUUCCUUUCUUUCUUCUCCUUCCUCCUUUCUUUCUUUCUUCUCCUUCCUCCUUUCUUUCUUUCUUCUCCUUCCUCCUUUCUUUCUUUCUUCUCCUUCCUCCUUUCUUUCUUUCUUCUCCUUCCUCCUUUCUUUCUUUCUCCUUUCUUCCUCCUUUCUUUCUUUCUUCUCCUUCCUCCUUUCUUCUCCUUCCUCUUUUCUUCUCCUUCCUCCUUUCUUCUCCUUCCUCCUUUCUUCUCCUUCCUCCUUUCUUUCUUUCUUCUCCUUCCUCCUUUCUUUCUUUCUUCUCCUUCCUCCUUUCUUUCUUUCUUCUCCUUCCUCCUUUCUUUCUACUUUCUCUAGAGUAUAG
Acanthosepion pharaonis is the source of this 1053-nucleotide messenger RNA. The record is from the annotation of a GenBank genome assembly. Lineage: Eukaryota; Metazoa; Mollusca; Cephalopoda; Sepiida; Sepiidae.